Messenger RNA from Lentinula edodes (shiitake mushroom), 2468 nucleotides. Its product is annotated as acyl transferase/acyl hydrolase/lysophospholipase. Gene Ontology annotation, molecular function: triacylglycerol lipase activity. Lineage: Eukaryota; Fungi; Basidiomycota; Agaricomycetes; Agaricales; Omphalotaceae. Gene Ontology annotation, biological process: lipid metabolic process. Bases 18 to 2405 code for a protein of 795 amino acids. The record is from RefSeq and is a predicted model, not a curated record. The transcript is spliced from 19 exons.
ACUUACUUCUUGUGUUAAUGCCAAAUUCUACAACCCGCGGUAGACGAUUGACAGAGCUCCUAGAAGCAGACUAUGUAGAUGAAGCGCAUAUACAAGCUUAUGCAGAAGCUCUGCGCAACGACGACAUCCAUAUACCCGAAGCUAACUCUCCAAUACCUCCUGGCUCUCCAGCUAUCAGUCAUCACAGUAGUGUUCGAGUUCGAAAAGUCACUGCUUUGUCAGAUUUUGCUCCGAUAAAUCUUCGCGUCAAGAGACGGAAGAAGAAGGGAACAUCGGCCUCUGCUGUGCGGAAACAUGAUUGGACAUUUAUUUUGCUCAGGUGGCCUCUCCUGUUCUUUAUAUUUCUCUUCAUCGCUAUCGAGUUCGGCCUCUAUGUUUUGAUUAGGCAGGUCGUGAACACAAAGGAAUGGAUAUUUUCAUGGCGUGGUCAAAAGGGUGUUCUGAGAAAACGUCUUCGUGGUGCACAAACCUACCAGGAAUGGAAAGAUGCGGCAGCCACGUUAGACCAAUAUCUACACUUUGAUGAAUGGAAGAAGAUUGAUGAAGAUGCAUUCUAUGAUUGGAAACUAGUGAGGAAAGUCAAACGCUCCUUGAGGGCAUUACGAGAAAAGAAAGAUGCGAGAGGAUGUAUGGGUGUGCUCGAAACUUGUAUCAGGGCAAACUUUGCUGGCGUCGAGUCCCCGAGGCUGUACAGUGAAACCUAUAUCGGAACGAAAGAUUUGAUAGAGUCCUAUUACGACGAACAAGAAAAAGCGCUCGAAUUCGUGCGUGAUUCUCCAGAUAUCACCCUUGACGAAAAGAAAAGGUUCUUCAAAGGCGCAAACACUAACUAUGGUAUCUCCGCCCUCUGUCUCUCCGGGGGAGCGUCAUUCGGGUACUAUCAUUUCGGAGUUGUCAAAGCCUUUCUCGAUGCAGAGAAACCCCUUCCCCGAGUCAUCACAGGGACAUCCGCAGGCGGUCUCAUAGCUGCACUGACCUGUACGAGGACUGACGAUGAAUUGAAAAUUCUCUUAGUCCCAGAUUUAGCGAACAGACUCACAGCAUGUGAGGAUCCGUUCAAGAUCUGGGUAAGACGCGCCUGGACAACUGGGGCUCGGUUCGAUAGCAUAUCCUGGGCACGCAAAUGUUCGUUCUUCACUCGAGGUUCGAUGACGUUCAAGGAAGCCUAUCUUCGGACAGGUCGCGUCCUGAAUAUCUCUGUCAUCCCAGCCGAUAGGCACAGUCCGACGAAGUUACUCAACUAUCUUACUGCCCCUGAUACUGUCAUUUGGUCAGCGCUUCUGGCAUCUGCAGCAGUACCGGGAAUUCUGAAUCCUGUACCUUUGAUGUCAAAACUGAAAGAUGGGAGUAUUGUACCGUGGAAUUGGGGAAGCAAGUGGAAAGAUGGAUCAUUGAGAGUUGACAUUCCGGUUCAGGCUCUAAACCUUUAUUUCAAUGUCACCCAUCCUGUGGUAUCCCAGGUCAAUCCACAUGUGCAUUUGUUCUUUUUUGCCCCUCGAGGCUCAGCUGGCAAGCCCGUGGCUCAUUCCAAAGGCAAAGGUUGGAGGGGGAACUUUCUUCUUUCCGCUGCCGAACAAGCCUUAAAGCACGAACUGACGAAAAACUUCAAAGUUAUCCGUGAUUUGGAACUGCUGCCACAACUACUUGGCCAGGAUUGGUCAUCUGUUUUCCUCCAACGCUUCGAUGGUGCCGUCACAAUAUGGCCAAGAACUAGAUUUUGGGACUGGUUCCGUAUCUUGACAGAUCCUGAUCCACCAGAGUUGGAAAGGAUGAUGAGAGUCGGUCAGAUCGUAACAUUUCCUAAACUUCAUAUGAUCGAAAACCGAGCUCGAAUUGAGAGGCAGAUAUUCCUCGGACGUCAACUGGUUCGUCGAACACUGCAAAACUCCGGCAGACAAGUCAACACGCAAACUAUCGCACUUCCUGCGCGACUUUCGACUACCCCUUCUUACACAGGGACCGAUGCACCCAUAUCAGUGGACACUGACGCAGAAAACGCUUACGCAUCUGCAUCACGCAAAUACUUCCGUCGUCGUCACCAAUCCGCGAACGGACAACUGAAGCCUCGCGCGAACAAUGGAGGGAAGGGUCUUAGUUCAAGAAAUGCAUCAGCAGAACUUGUAAAUCCUGGAUCCACACCUAAUAGGCGCACAGAGCCUAUGCUAAAUAGGACAACAAACGGCGAUAAUCUUCCUUCAGGCCAUAUGCUGAGACCACCAACGAAAUCAUUCCCAAACGUUUUGGUCUUGAGAGAAAACGAGAUGGAUGAGGAUGGGUGGAGUAGCGAGAGUUCAUUUGAUGAUGAUCUGGUGGCGAUGGAUGAGCAUCGGAGAUAUACUAGCCAUUCCUCGUUGCCACCCGUUGAGGAUUCCGACCAGCUGCAACGAGAUGAGUGGUCUGGUUAGUAUCUUAUAUCAUGUAAUUUUAAUAUAUAUACAUUGACUCACCACACGUGGUGAGAAGCAAUA